Messenger RNA from Vicia faba (fava bean), 894 nucleotides. The record is from the annotation of a GenBank genome assembly. NCBI's taxonomy places the organism in Eukaryota, Viridiplantae, Streptophyta, Magnoliopsida, Fabales, Fabaceae.
AUGGGAUAUCUCAAUUCAGUUUUGUCCUCUUCAAGUCAGGUUCGUGCCAUGGAUGAUGCACCUGUUAGCGGUGGUGGUCUCAGUCACAAUGGAAAAUUCAGCUAUGGGUAUGCUAGCUCGCCCGGCAAGAGAUCUUCAAUGGAAGAUUUUUAUGAGACAAGAAUUGAUGGUGUUGAUGGUGAAAUCGUUGGCCUUUUCGGAGUUUUUGAUGGUCAUGGCGGUAUUCGUGCGGCUGAGUAUGUUAAGAAAAACCUGUUUAGUAAUUUGAUCAGUCACCCGAAAUUCAUUUCUGACACCAAAUCAGCCAUAUCUGAUGCAUAUAAUCAUACCGAUUCGGAAUAUCUGAAAUCAGAAAACAAUCAUCACAAAGAUGCAGGAUCUACUGCAUCUACUGCCAUUCUUGUUGGUGAUCGUUUGCUUGUUGCAAAUGUUGGAGACUCCAGGGCUGUUAUAUGCAGGGGUGGUACUGCAUAUGCUGUUUCUCGAGAUCAUAAGCCAGACCAAACUGAUGAGAGGCAAAGGAUUGAAGACGCAGGAGGCUUUGUUAUGUGGGCUGGAACUUGGAGAGUUGGAGGUGUUCUGGCUGUUUCUCGUGCAUUUGGCGAUAGACUCUUGAAGCAGUAUGUUGUUGCUGAUCCUGAAAUCCAGGAAGAAAAAAUUGACAGUUCUCUUGAGUUUCUUAUUCUGGCCAGUGAUGGGCUAUGGGACGUCGUCACAAACGAGGAAGCCGUUGCUAUGAUUAAACCACUUGAGGAUGCAGAGGAGGCGGCAAAGAGACUGAUGCAAGAAGCAUAUCAGAGAGGCAGUGCUGACAAUAUCACUUGCGUUGUCGUUCGUUUCUUGAUGAACCAAGGCUCCUCUUCUCAUACUAGCUCUGUAACUAACCGUCCUUAG